This is a messenger RNA of Cylindrotheca closterium, 231 nucleotides long. NCBI's taxonomy places the organism in Eukaryota, Bacillariophyta, Bacillariophyceae, Bacillariales, Bacillariaceae. The record is from the annotation of a GenBank genome assembly.
AUGCAAAACACCAUCUCCCUUGUCCAGCAGUUGAACUUUGUGUCCAAUAAGGGCCUCGAUCUGUUGGACAAGCCUCUUCCGAAAGUCUUGCAUUCUGUCUAUCAAUUUCUUGCCUCUUGUGUUUGGCAGGCCAGUGUGACAAGAGCUUGGCAGGGCAUGGGCUUUGCCAUGGAAGAAGCUAUUGAGUAUCCUUCGCGCAAGGAGCUCAGAAGACUUGCCUAUCUUUCCUGA